Molecule: messenger RNA, 9682 nt
Organism: Bacillus rossius redtenbacheri
Lineage: Eukaryota; Metazoa; Arthropoda; Insecta; Phasmatodea; Bacillidae
Product: 3-hydroxyisobutyrate dehydrogenase, mitochondrial
Exons: 7
Coding region: 702-1568 (288 amino acids)
Biological process (GO): L-valine catabolic process
Cellular component (GO): mitochondrion
Molecular function (GO): NADP binding; NAD binding; 3-hydroxyisobutyrate dehydrogenase activity
Source: RefSeq, a predicted model, not a curated record
AUAUUAUAGUUUUUUUUCUAUUAUCGGUACCUACGUUUUGUCAAGUUUUUGUGAAAUUAAAAUAGUGACUUGCAAAAAAACACUGAAAACUGGUAUACAAUGGCACGGAAAGGAGACGAAUCACAUAAAUAGAGACGGAUCUCUGGGCAAUCUUACUGUCUCUUAAGGAAUGGUAACCAAUGAGAUUUCGUUUCAAGGUUAUAAAAUAUUAAUUGAAUUGAACAAAUUUUGAACUCGGAGGUAUAACACGUCUGAAAUUGUAAUAUACAAUACGAAUAAACCACAAAGUAAUUUUAGAACCUUAGUUAAUCAGUGUACUUGUAAUAAUUUUAACAUAUUUUAAACAAGCAUAGCUACCACCACAGCCAAAUACUUGGCUUCUAUUGAUUGCAUGUAGUAACGUAAAUGGUAGAGCUCAGCAUUGCCGAACUAAUCUGUACGGGUCUGUGUGCUGAAUAUGCAAUUGUUCAUAAUUUGUUCCGUGAGAUCCGUCUCCAUUUACAUUAUCCGGCUCCGCUUUCCUGUCAUUGUAGUACAGGCCUCCUUUAUGUCAUAUCAUGAAAAAUAUUUGUAAGAAUCACAAACUAGCUAAGUCAAUGAAGUAGCUAUGAAAGAGUUUUUCUUGGACAUGAAAAUGGUACCUACUUUUCUCAGGUUCGACAGAGCAGUCAUCUGCUGUCGGGUUCGUUGGCCUGGGUAACAUGGGCUCACCGAUGGCAGCCAAUCUGCUCAACAAGGGCCACCAACUGGCUGUGUAUGACGUGGUACCCGAGGCAGCGGCGCGACUGGCAGCGGCAGGGGCCGAGGCGUGCGCGGGAGCUGGUGAGGUAGCAGCACGAUCGGGCCGUGUCAUCACCAUGCUGCCCUCCGAUGCCAGCGUGCUGCACACCUACCUCGCAGAGGGAGGCAUCCUCCAGAGUGUGAAGCAAGGCACGCUUCUGGUGGACUGCAGUACCGUGGACGCCAGCACGGCGAAGACUGUGUCUGCCGCGGCCGCGGACAAGGGCGCUGUCUUCUAUGAUGCCCCUGUUUCUGGAGGGGUAGGGGCGGCCACCUCGGGCCAGCUCACCUUCAUCGUGGGCGGCAGCAGCACUCACUUCCCGGCCGUGAGGCAGCUGCUGGGGCCCAUGGGCUCGAAGGUGCUGCUGUGCGGGCCGGUCGGGAGCGGCCAGGCCGCCAAGAUGUGCAACAACAUGCUUCUGGCCGUCAGCAUGCUGGGCACGGCAGAGGCCAUGAACCUAGGCAUCAGGCUGGGGCUGGAGCCAAAGGUGCUGAUGGACGUCAUUAACUCGUGCUCUGGUCGUUGCUGGUCAUCUGAGGUCUAUAACCCUGUGCCAGGGACCUUGCCCAAUGUACCCAGUGCCAAUCACUACAAGGGGGGAUUUACUACAAGGCUUAUGGCAAAGGAUCUGAGCAUCGCGCAGAAUGCAGCUACCAGUUGCCACGCUCCCAUCUCGCUUGGUGCGCUCGCUCACCAGAUAUACCGCAUCAUGGUCACCAAUGGGUUUGGUGACAAAGACUUUUCAUCCGUAUUCGAACUGCUUUCCGAGAAAAAAAAGUUUAUGUGACAAACUACUAAGAAUAUUUGUAAAUACUUAUAUUUUUAAAUUACUUAAUUCAGUGAAACGAAUGUGCGUUUUUAAAAUUAUAUUUUCUGAUACGUUGAGCUUCACAUAUUGAAGGAACCAUGUUGGCUAAGUUGCUGAAUCAUUUUCAUUUGAAUUGAAUUUUGAAUAGACCAUUUCAAUUUUCACUAAUGUCAAAUAUUUUUCUAAUUUAUUUCUAUGAUACAGUGAAUUUAAUUUUCUCACUGCACAUGAGUCCAAGAAAAAUAGAUACAAAUUCAGUAAAAUAAAAAUAGAGGAAUACAUAUACUUGGACCAUAAUGAAGAGAUGUAAAAUAAAAGAAAUUAAAAAAAAAACAUAGCAAUACAUUUUUCUAAACCAGUAAGUUUUAAGUUGGAAAGUGGUAUAGUUGAUCUGAUUAUAUGCAUUAAAUAGAGUAUGUAUUAUUAAUAAUUUUCAAUCAUAUUAACUUAUUACUUGUUAAAUAUAAAAACUUGUAAAUAAUGUUGUAGAAAACAAAUCUAAAUUUUUUAAUAAAUCAUCUUAGUCUUACACAUGAUACUUUUACUCUCUCAAUAUUUUUUGUGAGUUCCACAUGGCGUAGGCGUAUCCAUUGGAAACAAAUAAUUAAAAAAAUAUUUAAAAUAUGAAAUGUCGAAUUGAAUAUCAAAUUAUUAAUGAUUAUUGAAUAUCAAAUUAUUCACAAUUAUCAAAUAUUUUUUUAAUACUCGCAGACUACAUACAUCAGUUUUGAUUCCCAGCCGACGCAAACCAGGAUUUUUGUAAAUGGGAAACAUUGCAGGGAUGAUGCAGAAAUCAGUGCAUUUAGUCACUUCUAAUAUCCCUUGUGUAAUGAGCGAUUGAAAAAUGAAUAUAAAUGUUACAGUCAUUACAGAUAGAGAAUUUAUGUCAAAAUUAAUAUUUUGACUUUUGCAGCUAUAAGUUUUCUAGAGUAAUACUAUAUUAUAGAUUGAAUUGCCAUGAAUGUCAUUGUUGAAAAUGCAAUCAUAAAUAUCUAAGUAGUUUAUAAUAGGUUUGUACUGAUGAACUAGUUUGAAACUGUUACAUAACAAAUUAUAGACAGUAAAGCACCAUUUUUUACACUGGUUUCGUAAGCUUAUGUUAAUUCAAUUUUUCUAACAUUUCAGACCUUUGAAAUCAGGGUGGAGGAGUACCAGAAUUUCAAGUCAAGUACAAUUUUUAAGUGCUCGACUCUAAGCCUUAUUUUAAAAUGUUGUGUAAUUUAGUGGUUAGUAAAGAGAAACAAUCAAUAAAAAAUUAGGGAUGGGUCGAAUACCAUAAAAUGCAGGUUCCGAUUUUGGUGCUGGUUCUAAACUUUGGUUCCAGUACUCUGUUUUAGGAUUUGGUUUCAACUAUUGAAGUACUUUUGUGUAACAGCUAAAUUAAAACAGUAUGGUAGGUAAUCUUAAAUAAUAAUUUUACUAAUGCUCCUUUAAAACAAACAAGGUUAGCAAAUAUGUGUAGGCAUUGUUUAAACAGUUUAAACAAUUAAUGCUUUAUAUAACAUUUUAGUAUUUCACACUAAAUUCAUUUUAUAUUUUUAUUAAAAAAAAUGAGCAUCUUCACUCUCUCCGGAUCUAAAGAUUCCUUUUGGAGUCACAAAUAAAUCCUGCAGUGCUGAAGAGUCUCUCACUGCAUACUGUCGCAGGUGGCACACACAAGUACUUUUUUUGAAAGUGUCUGUAGUGGUUUGCACUGAUUGCAGUGAUCCCUUUUCUUCCAAUAUUCUGUGACAGAGCAGUCAGGUGGCAUGUUAUCCUCAUUGAAGUACUGUUGAAGCUGUUCUGACAUAGAACCACAACCAGAACCCCAACUACUAUUAACUUGAUGGGUAAAUAGUGUGGAAUACUGUGACCAAAUCAAAUUACUCGAACUUGACUGCAACUUUAUUGAAGCACUUUUUGUUCCAGAUACCUGAAAAAAAAAAAAAAAAAAAAAAAAAAAAAAAAAUACUCACUAAUAACUUAAUGGGGAAAAUUUUUUUUUGUGAGCAUGUUAGUGAGCAUAAGAGUUCUCUCUUUGUAGGCUAGUUAUAAUUUGAGCAAAGAAAUCUUACCAAAUUUUCAGGACUUUGUAGACCUAAUGCUUUCUCCAAUAGUCUUUUUUUAGCAGCUUAACACUUUGCUUCAUCUUUGAAAGAUGCUGCUUUGAAGCGCGGAUGUAACAAUGUUGCAGACGUCAAAGUUUGACUGUUUUCAAGAUUCUUGAACCUUAUUUUAAAGGAGGAUAACAAGUCAUUUUUGAGUCCUUGCAAUCCAGAAUCAGCUGGAGCAGGUUUUUUUUAACUCGUUUUCAAUGACAUUGGUAAGGGGAAUGACCUGAAAUAUAAAUUAAACCAGUCAGUCACUCACUGAAUGAUAUUUGAAGAAAAUGACAAGACAUAAUGUUAAAUAUAGGUUACACAUAUGUACUUACCUCUGAAACAGUCACAUGAUCUGAGCUGAUGUGGGUUGUUACAAAAUGUUGUUUUCCAUCAAGAUCCACAGAGAGUUAGACAGUUCUGGGAUACUGAGCUCUGCGCAAACCAAUACCAUUGCCUUCUUCUGCUCAUGCAGUCUCUUGAACAUGUGCAGUGUCGUAUUCCACCUUGUGGGCUUGUCCUGAAUAAGUCGAUGCUGCACCACACCUGCAGUGAUUUGGCAAGUCUUCAGCACCUGGUGGCACGUGCAGAGUGCUUGAAGUGGCCUACUAAUUUCUUGCUUGAAGAAACCAAGUUAUUGAUAAGUGUAGUGUUCAAGAAACCUUCCUUGAGCACCAGCUGCAGGGUAUGUGCUAGGCAUGAGGUGUGCUGGAAAGGUGACAGUUCUAAUCCAGCAACAAGGUUACGGGCAUUGUCUCGCACAAUGGCCACCACUUUUUGCAGUAGUACCAAUUUUUAUAACAAAGAAGUGAUGAAUUUGGAAAUAUUUUCUGCAGUGUGGCUUACUUCGGGGAAGGGUAUAACUUCCAAACACACAUGGUGCAAUACAAAUUCCUUUGUUACAUAAUGGGCAGUUACACUAAGAAAAUCAGUGUUUGCCACUGAUGUCCACAAUUCUGUAGUUACUGCAACAAACUCUGCAUCUUGUAACUGGACUUCAACACUUUUAACUGUACUUUCGUACAUGGCUGGAACAAUAACAUUGCUUAGUGUUUUUUGGGUGGGCAUUGUAAACAGAGGCUCAAGGUGCAUGAUUAGUUCCUUAAAUCCUCUGUUCUCAACUAGGUUCAGGGAUUGGCCAUACAUGCACACCAUUUUUGCAACAAGAUGUGUAAUUUUUGUCUGCCUUUUAUCAAUAAUUUUAAAUUUGGUAGCUUUAUCAUAUACCUGUGUCAAGGUCUGCUGCUUCGGAGAUGUCCGAUACUGAAGACCUUUUUUCCUUUUGCACAUUUCUGAACUAGUAGACAUGAACUUGCUUGCUGUUGCCACAUUUGCCAAACUUGUCAAGCCUUCACUUUGUGCAAAUUAUGUAACAGAUGUUUGGGAACAACCAGAUUUUGAAAAACAAGGACCAGCUUGCACAGAUUCUAUUCUCAGUCUUUUGGGAUAUUUUUUUAAAAUGUUUAUGAAGAUUUGAAGUUGACCUAGAAGAACCUCGGGAUAUGCAAUUUUUGCAGUAGUUGCAUAAUACAUAUUCUGUGUCCAUGGAGUCAAUGGAAAAUUUUUCCAAAACAACAGACAUUUAUUUUUAUACACUUUAACUAAAAUACAAUAUUUUAAAUGUUACCACUUCAUUUUCAUUUCGUGUCACGUUGACACACACACACAAAAAAAAAUGUACUGCACCUUAAUGAAAAAAUAGUUAUUUCCAAAUAAUAAAGUUAGUUGUGCCUUCUGCAGAAUUAAAUGUAAUUAUAAAUUGUCACAAUUCGAACAGUAGGUAGCUUUUGAGUUUCAACUUUAAACUGUGGAUAAAAUAUAUGUAAUUUCCACUAUUUACAGUUAUGUUUUUUUUCUUCAUAACCUCAAAUAGCGACAAAAUACGGAAACAUUCGCCUCCACAGCUCCAAAACACUGCAAUCUCACUACUCACUUGCCGACGUUUAGUUAAUUUUCCGCUGUAAGUGCUUCAUUUUUACAAUAGACUACCAUAUAAAAUCAUAGGUGAUGUCUUUGUUUGUGAUGCACACAACUGUAUAGAUAUCUAUGGACAUAUUUCUCUUGUUUACAUCACAAUUACACACGUAAAUACGUUUGAUGUUUAUUGAUUAUGUCUGAAAACUGAAAAGGUUAUCAGAAAUACUGUUUCGUGUUUCUAAGAUUUCAAGAUGUUAAUUAAAAAUUACGUCGAUGGGCAGAUAAUUUAUUUUGCGCAACAAAUAAUGCUGUAAUUUGAAACCUGCAAGAGUGUUCAUGACCAUGUAAAUGACCGGACUCGAGGUUACAACAACGCCGGUUCCGAUUCCGGGUUAUUAACGUCGAGAACCACUGAAAACUAGAACCGAGAACCGGGACCGACCCAUCCCUACUGGUUUCGUUAGCUUAUGUUAAUUCAAUUUUUCUAACAUUUCAGACCUUUGAAAUAAGGGAGGAGUAGUACCAGAAUUUCAAGUCAUGUACAAUUUUAAGUGCUUGACUCUGAGCCUUAUUUUAAAGCUUGAAAAAUUUGAGUAAUUUAGUGAUUAGUAAAGAGAAACAACCAAUAAAACAUUAGUGAAACAUCACUAAUUCAAGCAUGGCACAAGAUAGGAUUACAUAAGUAGUAACUUGUAAAACUACAAACCCUCUGCCCCCUUGAAAUAUAUUUUACUACAUGUUUUACCAAGUUUGUAGAAGUAGGAUUGGUUUAUGUUUUAGAAAUUUUACAGUUAUUAUACUUGUAUGCAUAAUAGUAAUUUGUGGCAAUUUGUUUGUACAUUCUAAAAAAAAGUCUUAAAAUUUAAGUUUUUUGAUUUCACAAGUGUAUUAUGUUUCUUUAUUUUAUUAAUUUUCACUGCUUUUCAUAGUUUGUGUUGAAAUGAGCUUCUGGAACAAUUUUGAAUAUAUUUCUGGCACUGCAGUAACAUUGGAAAAUCCCACAAGCCUUUAGUGUGUGGCCCAGUUUUGAAAUUGUUUUUCUUCAGUGUCUUAGAAUUUGGUUAUUUGGAAAUUCUGGGAGGGAAGUUGUACUGUAGCACAGUUAGGAGUAAAUUUUAGCAGGAGGUUAUUCUCACAGCCAGUAUGGAUGAAUUACGCCUUUGGAUAAAAUUUUUACUCCAGAAACUCAUUGAACCUUUGCAGUAGUUACCAGCCUUGUAGAACUGACCUUGUAGAGGUGCUAAUUUACUCACGAUUUGCAUUGUGUGAUUUCUCCUUUUUUUUUUAUAGCAUUAAGCAAGAAAUGUUAACAGUUGACUGAUAUUAUAAUCAGCAAUACUGAUCUGCCUUUUAUUACCUGUUAGGAGUAAGACAUAAAUCACUUCUGCAUGCUGUAAACACAAACACACACAGUUGAAACAUAUAAGUACUUAAUUACUUUUUAGUGUUGUAUUCUAUAACAAGUUGAGUAGUUAUUUUAAAACCGUUUCUAGAGAAAUAGAAAGGCGAUUAGAAAAAACCUGGUUGUAUCCCAGCAAGUAUUAGACAUUGAAUACUACACUUACCAAACACACAUUUAUAAAGCUUACAUUAAUUUUACAGGUUCUAAUCAAUUAAUGACUUUUACUUACCAUUUUAAGUGUAUUGUGGUUUUCUGUGUUUAAAUUUUAUUAGCAUUUUUAGUAUUGAUGUAGCCAGUGUACUUGCAAUUAGCAUUCAAGGUUUGCUAGCUAUAGUGGAACCUUAAAAACUCUGCGCAUACACAACAAAAUAUUUUAUAAACAUACACUCCUUUAAAAAUGUUUACAAAUUAAUUAGAAUAAUUUGGAUUCACUUUUUGUUUUGUUUUUUAGUUUGCGAUUCACUAGGAUUUAUUUAGUACUUAAACUUUUUUUAUACGAAAAUAAUUCGUAAUAUUCAAUAUGCUGUUCUGUCCCAGAAAAAAUUGACCGUCAUGCACUAAUAUACCUUCCAAAAAACAUAGGUACUUUAAAAAUACUCAUUCUUAUCCAAAGAUACACUGAUUAAACCAAAGCUAUGAAUAAAAAUACAUUUUUAACAUACCAUAUACUUAAGCAAGGUUCAGUGAUGUAAUUUAAUACCUGACCAGUAUUAGUUCCAGACACAGAGAGCACCAACUGGCAAGAAGCACUAUUUUUGUAUGGUCCUGUUAAUUUUGGACCUGUCAUCUUAAUUUAGAUACAAAAACACAAACUUUUACUUUUUUGAAACAAAAUAAUUAAUAGCUAAAUAAUUGGGUAUUUUAUUUACUUACCAUUUGCAAUGUGAGAACUACUAUUGAAACAUCAUUACAUCAAAAAUUUCAACAGCAGACAGUAAAUAACGUGUUACUGUAAUCUCUUUUUUUUUAAUCUUUUUUACAGUAAUACCUGAAUCAUCAGUACAAACAAGUAUACAAGCACAUGCACAUGCAUGCAUGUACACAUGUACACACACAUGCACACACAAAUGCACAGCGAAAAUCAGCAUUGUCUCAAGAUACAAUAAAUACUUACAUUUAUAAAGCUCACAAAUAUUUUACGGUAACCAAGUAAAUGGCUCAAUUUUUACUUACCUUUUGCAUUGUGCUGUGGUUUUAUUUUAUCGGGAGUACAUUAGCAUUUAAAAUAAAUGACUUGUUUUUCCUGCUAGCAACAAAUUUCAUGCUGCUCCUAAUCAGUUAAAGUGGGAACUUAUGAAACUGUUUGUGUUCCCAAUAACAAAAGCAUUUUACAAUAGACACUUUCAAAUUGUGCAUGAAAUACUUGAAAGCAGAAUAAUUAGCAGAUUUUUUUACUUACCUAUCUAAACAUGCUAAGAUUAAAUAUUUAUAUGUAAAAACUAGUAACGGAAGAUUUGCUGCUAUUACGGCUAUACUCAUACUUAAUACACAAAUACACAUACCAAAAAACAUAUAUAUUACAAAGCACUCAAUCUUAUUCGAAAAUGCACAGAUGUAACCAAAGGUAUAUAAAAACAAUUUUUUGCCUUACCAUUUUUAGUACGUGGAUGAUAGUAGUCUUUUUGAAUACCUUGUCAAUAUCAGUUCCAGACAAAGAGAAAAAUCUGGUGACAAGCAGUAUGUUUCUCUUAUCCUGUUAAUUUUGGACCUGUUGCUAAAGAUCUCAAACAUAAACACACACACAUUUCAACAUAUACUAAUUGGGAAACAGAAUACAUUAAAACCAAAUCAUUUAAUUUUUUUAGUACUCACCAUUUUGUUUAGUUAACCCUGUUUUAACAAAAGUACUUGGACAAUUUUAACAGCAAAUAGACAAUAAUUAAUGUGCGACUUUGAUCUUCUUUAUGUCAAGUUCAAAAUAAUACUUGAACCACCACUGCAUGUAAAAAACAUUCACAGUACAAACAUACACUUAUUCAAGUGUGCUUGGGUUUUUAUUCUAUUACAAGUACAAAAGCAGUUUUAUUAAAAGAUCACAAUCUUUUAGUAAUAAGCAAAAAAAAAAGUAGCUGUGUCUCAGCAUAAGUGACACAAGAUUCAGCGCAAUUACAAAACUCAUAUGCAAUACAAACUAAGUGAGGGAUGGGUGUACUUAUUAGUUUAUAAUUUGAUGGUUCAUUUACUUACAAUGUGCUAUGUGCUCACUCUUGUUUUAGCAGGACUUUGUCAGAAAUUUUAAAAGCAGGCAGACAUCAUAUAAAAUGCUAAUGUUAUCUUCUUUAUGUCAUGUUUAAAGUAAGACCUAAAUCACUAGUGCAUGCAAACACACACAUACACACAGUACAAACACACACAUACUCAAGAGCAUUAAGGGUUGUAUGCUAUUACCAGUACACUAGCAGUUUUAUAAAUAGAUGUAGAGCGAUGUACUGGCAAUAAGCAAAAUGCUUCUGCAUCCUAUAUUAAGUUGCACUAAAGCAGUGCACAUACUGAAUGCACACACAAUACAAACAUACACUAAUAGCAUUCACACAGAUUUUUAUGGUAGCCAAAAAUUGACUGUUAUGUUACCAUUUGCAAUGUGUUUUGGCUUGUGUUCUAUCUGAAGUACAUUGGCAUUUUUGGUUACAAACUUUGAUCAUCUUACUGUGCUGAAACAUGACUGUCCUACGCACAGAAAGUGUUUUGUUUUAUUU